This is a messenger RNA of Salvelinus namaycush (lake trout), 1473 nucleotides long. RefSeq names its product coiled-coil domain-containing protein 63-like. The transcript is spliced from 13 exons. Bases 1 to 1473 code for a protein of 490 amino acids. Gene Ontology annotation, cellular component: axoneme. Lineage: Eukaryota; Metazoa; Chordata; Actinopteri; Salmoniformes; Salmonidae. Gene Ontology annotation, biological process: outer dynein arm assembly; cilium movement. The record is from RefSeq and is a predicted model, not a curated record.
AUGCGUCGCAGAAGAUCAGCUUGUAGAGUCAACUCUGACAGCAGUGAGAUCGAUAUUGAUCUCUUAGCUGAGACAGAGUUGAGCAAACUCCAGAGACAGUUUCGCAUCAUGGAAGGAGACAGGCAGGCGUACAGCGUAGAAUCACAGGAUCUCAUUCGCAGACAGCUGAGGGAGAUCCAAAGGCUCCAUGGUGAACGCGAGGAACUUCUCCGUAGCCUGCGUGUCUCAGAGAGUCCAUUUCAAUGCUGGGAUGACACAGACGCCACGCAAAAUCUGAGCAGCAUGCUGGUGUACCGCGACAGGGUGGUGGAGCAGCUCGACUCUGAACAAGGGAAAAUGGCUUAUCUGAGACAGGAGAUUUUGACUUGGGAGAGUAAGCUGGCUGGCCAGAGGAGAGGGAGCACCACAUACCACAGUCAGAAGUCGGAGGCAAACCAGACACUGAAGAACAGCCUCAUCCUGGAGAACAAACUGGACAGGGGUCGUGUUCGCUUCAACAAGCUUUUGGCCAAGAACGGGCAGCUGAGAGAGGAGCUGAAGAUCUUGCACGUGGAGAGGAAGCAGUUCCUCCACCUCUACUGCAGGAUGGAGAGGGAGCUGCAGGAGAUUCGCAAGGACAUCCGAGACAUGAUGGCUCAGUCCACUGCUGCUUUUGAGGCCAGAGUGGAGGCUCGGUGCAAACGGAUGCUGCUGAAGGAGAAAAAGGUGAAGGACCUGACCCAGUAUGGCACGGAGGUGAGCGAGCUGCAGCGGGUCAUCUCCCACGACCACCGCCUAAAGACCUUCAUGAGCAUCAAGGGCAACGAGUGCAGCAGCCAGGAGGAGGGCCAGGACCUGAGCCGCAGACAGGUUGAGGAGAGGCAGCGCAGGAGACUGGGACUGGACACUCAGGGAGGGACUUUUGGGACUCUCGAUUCCUUGCAGGAGACCUUCCACAAGAUCCACUGUGUCACAGGGGAGGAGGACCUGCACAAGCUGGUGGGGACCUUCAUUCAGAUUGAAGACAAGAAUUUUGCUUUGCUAAACUUUGUUAACGAACAGAACAACGAAGCCGAGACCUUGAAGGACGAAAUCAACCAGAUCCGCUGUGAGAUGGAGGUGUUUUCCAGAGAGGAGCGCAGGCAGCAUGAGGAGAGCAGGGCCGUGCUUCGGGGGGUCAGUGUGCAGCAGCAGGCCACAGAGCAGCAGAUGGGAGGCUACCAGCAACGCAUCACCUCAGUGGGCAAGAUCCUCAACCAGCUGAAGACAGGAAUAGACAGUGUGUGCCACAACAUAGACUGUGACCGGUCAGUGAUCGAAGACAAGUUAGGCUCCUCGACCGGGAUCCGGGACAGCACCAUUAUGACUUACCUGGGAUUGGUGGAGCGCAGGACCAACGAGCUGCUGACUUUGCAGUCUUUCCUCAGCUCCAAGGACCUUGAUAAAGAUUACAAUCCUAGAAUGGUUGCCAGGCACCUCCUAGGGCAAACUUAG